This is a messenger RNA of Carlito syrichta (Philippine tarsier), 1993 nucleotides long. RefSeq names its product HtrA serine peptidase 3 (gene HTRA3). Gene Ontology annotation, biological process: proteolysis. The record is from RefSeq and is a predicted model, not a curated record. Bases 1 to 1020 code for a protein of 339 amino acids. The transcript has 8 exons. Gene Ontology annotation, molecular function: protein binding; serine-type endopeptidase activity. Lineage: Eukaryota; Metazoa; Chordata; Mammalia; Primates; Tarsiidae.
AUGUCGGUCUCCCUGACGCACCUGGUGCUUCCCGCCAGCGCAGGUCUCCGCCAGCUGAGCAGCCCACGGUACAAGUUCAACUUCAUUGCCGACGUGGUGGAGAAGAUCGCGCCGGCCGUGGUCCACAUCGAGCUUUUCCUGAGACACCCUCUGUUUGGCCGCAACGUGCCACUGUCCAGCGGGUCGGGCUUCAUCAUGUCCGAGGCUGGCUUGAUCGUCACCAACGCCCACGUGGUGUCCAGCACCAACGCCGUCUCCGGUCGGCAGCAGCUCAAGGUGCAGCUGCAGAACGGGGACUCCUACGAGGCCACCAUCAAGGACAUCGACAAGAAGUCCGACAUCGCCACCAUCAAGAUCCACCCCAAAAAAAAGCUUCCCAUGCUGCUGCUGGGUCAGUCGGCCGACCUGCGGCCGGGAGAGUUCGUGGUGGCCAUCGGCAGCCCCUUUGCCCUGCAGAACACCGUGACCACUGGCAUCGUCAGCACGGCCCAGCGGGACGGCAAGGAGCUGGGCCUCCAGGACUCGGACAUGGACUACAUCCAGACGGACGCCAUCAUCAACUACGGGAACUCCGGGGGACCGCUGGUGAACCUGGACGGCGAGGUCAUCGGCAUCAACACGCUCAAGGUCACGGCGGGCAUCUCCUUCGCCAUCCCCUCGGACCGCAUCACACGCUUCCUCACCGAGUUCCAAGACAAGCCUGUCAAAGACUGGAAGAAGCGCUUCAUCGGCAUACGGAUGCGAACCAUCACGCCAAGCCUGGUGGAUGAGUUGAAGGCCAGCAACCCAGACUUCCCGGCGGUCAGCAGCGGCAUUUACGUGCAAGAGGUUGUGCCGAAUUCCCCUUCUCAGAGAGGCGGCAUCCAAGACGGCGACAUCAUCGUCAAGGUCAACGGGCGUCCUCUGGCGGACUCGAGCGAGCUGCAGGAGGCCAUCCUGACCGAGUCCCCGCUCUUGCUGGAGGUGCGGCGGGGAAACGACGACCUCCUCUUCAGCAUCGCGCCCGAGGUGGUCGUGUGAGGGGGCUCCCUUCCUCCAGUGCUGAGCGCCAGAGCCAGGGGACGGCGGGAGUGCCGCCUCCCCAGUCAGGACGAAGGACCAGCAUCGGUCCUCAGCGGGACCAGCAGCCUCCUCCUGGGCCACCCAGGGGCAGAGCCGGAGGCCGGGCUUGGCCAGGGGUCUGAAUCUCUGCCUUGGGGGAAGCGUUGGAUCUGCAUCCCAGUGCCAGGAGGGAAGCCCAAUGUCUCCUUGGAGAGAUGCUCGUGAAGGUCACUUCCAAGUUCUUGGGAUGGCUAGGAAACUCCUGGAGUCCCUGGAAGUCCCCUCCCCUCCCAGCUUCCCGCCUCUGCACCUGUGGACACCUGUCUGCCAUGGCCACCUGUUUCCACCCCCUCCCUUCCCCCACCUUUGUCAGGCCCCAGCUGCCAAAACCCCUCCUCCCCCACUACCAUCCCCCUGACCUUCAGCCCUGGCUUCCCUUGCCCACAGGACCCACCACAUGGUAGGGCCAGGGCUGCCUGCCCGCCAACCUGCGGUCCCUAAAGGACAGGCCACCUCUGACUCCUUAGGAGUCUGGUCCAUUGCAGGCACUGAGCCAGUGUCCCCGGCCGCCCAGCUGAGCCCUACCCUGGCACUGGGGUCCGCCCCCCCAGGAGGCCGGCAGGGAGUAGGCAUGGCUCCCCAACGCAGAGGGUCAGCCUGCUGCCCGGAGAGGUCAGUCCUGCCCGAGGUGACCCCGGGGCGACCCACACGGGAGGCGGACCGGCCAGGGUGCAAGGACUGAGCCACUGCCCCGCCCCUGCAGCUCUGGAUGGUGCAGCCGUUCUCCUGGGAGCGCGGCCAGGGCCAGUGGCUCUCGUGGACUCUCGUCUCUCAUCUGGGGAACACGAGUGUCUCCGGGAGUAUCUGUGAGCUUUGCUGUAAAACGAUUCCCAGUGUUGCUUGUACUGUAUGUUUCUCUACUGUAUGGAAAUUAAAGUUUACAAGCACAAAG